AAAAAGCUCAGUGGUUUCACGAGAAAGUUGCGCAACAGAACCCAUCUUCACGUGACCUCACCUCACCUCACCUCACUCUCUUUCUUUGAUUCAAAAUCACUCAAUCUUACUAUUUUCCUUCCAAUCGGAUCCACCAUGAGGGACAAGGACAAAGAAAAAGAGAUAGAGAAGAAGAAGUACCCUAUCGGCGCCGAGCAUUACCUUCUCUACGAGGAGAUUGGCCAAGGCGUAAGCGCUUCCGUGCACCGGGCGCUAUGCGUUCCCUUCAACGAGGUCGUCGCCAUCAAAAUCCUCGACUUCGAACGUGACAAUCGCGAUCUCAACAACGUUUCUCGUGAGACCCAGACCAUGAUCCUCGUCGAUCACCCUAACGUCCUCAAAUCGCACUGCUCCUUCGUCGCCGAGCACAAUCUUUGGGUGGUUAUGCCGUUCAUGGCCGGCGGUUCAUGCCUCCACAUAUUGAAAGUCGCGCAUCCCGAUGGUUUUGAAGAGGUUGUCAUUGCAACCAUUCUCAAAGAGGUAUUGAAGGGUUUGGAGUAUCUUCACCAUCACGGACACAUCCACUGUGACGUCAAAGCCGGUAACAUUCUCAUUGAUUCGCGCGGCACCGUUAAACUCGACGAUUUCGGUGUUUCUGCCUGCCUAUUAGAUUCCGUCGACCUUGGUCGGCAUUUCAAUGAUCAAUCCCUUGGUGUGAAGAGCACUUUAAGGUCGACAUUUGAACGACCCGAACCUUGGUGUGAAGAGCACUUUAAGGUCGGCAUUUCAAUGACCCAAACCUUGGUGUGA
Cajanus cajan (pigeon pea) is the source of this 789-nucleotide messenger RNA. NCBI's taxonomy places the organism in Eukaryota, Viridiplantae, Streptophyta, Magnoliopsida, Fabales, Fabaceae. The record is from RefSeq and is a predicted model, not a curated record.